Molecule: messenger RNA, 3120 nt
Organism: Danaus plexippus (monarch butterfly)
Lineage: Eukaryota; Metazoa; Arthropoda; Insecta; Lepidoptera; Nymphalidae
Gene: retn
Product: protein dead ringer
Exons: 11
Coding region: 167-1849 (560 amino acids)
Biological process (GO): regulation of transcription by RNA polymerase II
Cellular component (GO): nucleus
Molecular function (GO): DNA binding
Source: RefSeq, a predicted model, not a curated record
GUCCAUACUCCUCAGUCCGCAGCACACCACACCGCGCGUUCAGUCGCCAGUCGCCACACUCGCGUUGGUCUGUGAGCGUCGACACGUGCCGUUGCUUUGUAAUCACCGUGUGAGAUAAGCCGCCAAGAUUCGGGUGAAGAACCGUGAUCCGGUGCCGGCGUACGCCAUGGCCGACGCCGACAGAGACUCGGACCUUGGAGACGACAGUCCCAUGGGACGGAUCUUGAUGGCAACCGUGUGUGGUCUUACAGACGGCGUCUCAAUAAAACGAUCUAUGUCGGCGCGAUCUGAAGGGGACUCGUCAGGAGAGCAGUCCUGUGAGAGUUCUGAUGAAGGCGUGGGAAGGGAUGCGCCCCAUCAGCAAAUACACCAGCCCCUGCACCACAACCUCACCCACACCAUCAACCAGCAACACCAGAUAAACCAUCACCAAAGAAACUCACCGCGACCCAUGGAGCGAGAGUUGAAGGUCCGCGACGACUUCGAGUCUUUGAAGACUUCGCUGCAUCCGCAUCUGUCAUCGUUGGCGUCUUUAGCUCAGGGCACUCCCCUCACCACCGCUGGUAGUGUUUUCGCACUCGCUGGCGGCGAUCAGGGUUCCUUCCGCCCAGGGAACUUCCCCUACGCCCCCCCCGCUUUCUUAGCCCCCGCGCCCCCUCCCCCCGCACAGCCAGUGGGUUCCGCAUCAUCAUCAUCGUCCGAAGGAAGCGCGGCUGGCUGGAGUUUCGAAGAACAAUAUAAGCAGGUCCGUCAGCUGUACGAGAUCAGCGACGACCCUCAGAGGAAGGAGUUCCUCGAUGACUUGUUCUCAUUCAUGCAGAAACGUGGCACUCCUAUCAAUAGACUGCCGAUCAUGGCCAAGUCUGUUCUUGAUCUCUACGAGCUGUACAACUUGGUGAUCGCUCGCGGCGGUCUCGUGGAGGUCAUCAACAAGAAGCUCUGGCAAGAGAUCAUCAAGGGUCUGCGACUUCCAUCGUCCAUCACCUCAGCCGCCUUCACUUUACGCACACAGUAUAUGAAGUAUCUGUAUGAUUAUGAGUGCGAGAAAAAGAAUCUGUCAACACGGAGCGAGUUGGACGCAGCUAUAGAAGGCAACAAGAGAGAGGGACGCCGCGCCUCGGGACAGUACGAUGCCCAGGCAGCUUUAGCUAUGCCUCCUCUCAAUAGAGUUCCAGCAUCUUUAGCCCAGUUGUCUCAGCACAUGCAGCCGUUGUCUCUGUCUCUCGGCGGCGGGGUCGCGGGGGUCCCCCGGCUGCCGCCUCUCCCCCCUCACGCCCCCCACAUAUCGCAGCACGACAUAGAGUACCGCGUGAGAGAGUACAUGAAGAUGAUACAACAACAGCGCGAGCUGAUCAGGAACGGUAUGUACUGGUCGGAGUCCCCCCCGGGCGCUCCGAUGGUGUCUCCUCGUGACGCGGCCCUGUCCGCUAUCGACGUGUCCCGCCUCACUCUGUGGUCGCUCUACAACAACAACAACAACAGCCCGCAACCGGAGAUAGAACCACAGCGCGAGGCGUUGAAUCUCAGCGAGAGUCCCACCGGCAUAAGUAUCAAGCGCGAGGCCUGCCGCAGCCCCCCUCCCCCCGCCAAGCGCCGCACCCCGCGGCCCCCCUCCCGCAGCCCCCCGCCCGCCGCGGCCUCCACCACCCCCCAACCCUCACCCACCACCCCGCCGCGGUACAACGCCGUCAACGGAGCCGCCUUCAAGAUAACCACCAGAGGCGACGCGUCCACCGGCGACCAGCAGCUGGUGGUCUCCAUCGAGCUGAACGGCGUCACAUACGAGGGCGUGCUGUUCCCGUCGCAGAACGGCAGCGGUCAGAACGGCCACCGGCAGAUGGUGUCUUAGACGGGGCCGCGUCGCCGCGCCGGCCGAUUGGUUCUCUCGGUACUUUUUUCUAUAUCAGACCAGAGACGCGCAUUUUUCGAAGCCAUCAGAUCAUCAUGAAAUGUUUUAUAUGAUAUACAGGAUGUAGAAAAAACACCGAUCGAGACGCGAGUCUUUAAUCGGCAACCUAACAGGGACGGGCCGUUGGUUUCGCUCCCAACGUCUAUGGUGUUACGGUUCUCGCCCCCCCCUGCGCCCCGCGGGAGGGGGGGGGGGCAACAAGUGUCAAAUGACAAUUAUCUUUUGUAAAUAUAGUUUCGGAUGUUAUUUAUAAUUUCGGUGCGUGUAUGUUUGUUUGUUUGUUAGUAAUUAUUACUUUUUUUUUAUAUAUUUCUUUGCCGAUGUACAUUAUUGUAAAUAGCUCGCUCGAGCACGUAUGGUCGCUUGAAGUGUAUAUUUGGAGGACAGUAUUCGUAGUAUUUAUAGGUAACUGGUUCUCGUGUAAUUUUCAGUUAAAUAAAUAACUGUAGGAAUUCUUUAAACGGAUUUCGAAGCGAUGUUAUCUCGUAUACAUUUUUUAUAUUUAAAUUGUGCGGCGAGCUUGAACGAUUCGAACCUACACCACUAGCCGGAGCUCUCUGCGCAGUUUAAACUUAGUUAUGGAAGAAAAAAUAUAUCUGAUAUGUACUAUAAGAUGAGCACACUACUUAGUACAUCGUGGUGAGCUUCGUGUAAUGUUAAACUUUACGCCAUUUCCUUACCGUAGGCCGUAGCUGUGUAGUUAGUGUGAGAUUCAGUCGAAUAAACGAAUGUCUUACUGUCUGUAUUGUUUUUUUAUUAAGACUAAGAUAAAAUACGUCAUCCGUCAGCCGCCGUACGGCGCGCGGUCGCUGGAUGAGGCACGCUCGUGUUAGUGCAAUAAUCGAUAUCAAGUCUCCAAUGAAUAUAAUCGCUGUUUGUGUUGAACGUGUAGUGGUCUAGUAUAAAAUAUAUGAGAUGCUUUGUAAAUGACUGAUUUUUAAAAUAUUUUUUUUUUUUUAAAUAUUAAUUUAAUGUUUAUAAUAAUUUUUAAAAAGUAAUUUAAUGUUAAAAUUCGUAUAGAUUCAUGAUUGUUCUAUGCUAAGUAGCGGUAGUAGAGUACAUUCCCGUCGAUGUACGUUAUGUAGAGAAUACAACCGGCCUACCAUUAAGUAGCGGCCGGAAGGCAUUAACGAUUUUCGUCUUACACCAAAAAAAAAAAAAUUGAUGUAUUCAAAUAAUAUACACGAAUAAAUAAUUAUUAUGACAUAUGA